GUUCCUGUGAGAAGUGUCGCUUGGUUUGCGUCCAUGAGAGAAAACAUGGAAACUGUUCCCGAAGAAGACACCUGCUAGUUUGGAAUUGGAUGAUUCCUUACAUCAGAUACUAAAAUGAAAGAAUCACUGAUAGAUGGUGAAUGUGACAAAGUAGUGGCACCACAACUGGGAAAUCUGAAUGAAAUUAAGAUGGAACCGGACAACACUCAGGAUUAUUGUCAAGCCCAACAACCCAAAACUCAGGAUAAUGAACUGAAAAUAAGCACUACGUUUUCAGACAGUGCUUCACAGUUGACUACAGGCAUUCAACUUUCUCUGGCAUCAUCUGGCAUGAAUAAAAUGCUUCCUUCAGUUUCAACCACAACUAUUCAGGUCUCCUGUUCUGGUUGUAAAAAAGUCCUCCAAAAGGGGCAAACUGCUUAUCAGAGGAAAGGAUCUACUCAGCUCUUCUGCUCUACACUGUGCAUCUCUGAACACAUUUCAUCUGCCAGUUUACCAGCUCUUUCCAAGAGAACUUGUUCAAACUGCUCAAAAGACAUUUUAAAUCUGAAGGAUGUGAUCAGUGUCCAGCUGGAAGAUACUUCCUCUAGCAAAAAUUUUUGCAGCCAAUCUUGUCUUUCAUCAUAUGAAGAAAAACGAAAACCAUUGGUUACUAUAUGUACAAGUAGCAUUUUAACCAAAUGCAGCAUAUGUCAGAAGACAAAUGUUAUUCAGUAUGAAGUAAAAUACCAGAAUGUGAAGCAUAGUCUCUGCAGUAAUGCCUGUUUUUCAAAGUUUCACUCUGUUAACAACCUCAUCAUGAACUGUUGUGAGAACUGUGGAGCUUACUGUUAUACUAGCUCUAAUCCAUUUCAUAUACUUCAGAUGGAAGGACAGUCUCAUUACUUUAAUAGUUCAAAGACUAUAGCAGCAUAUAAGCAGAAGCCAGCCAAAACACUUACACCUGUUCUUUGCAAAUCAUUGAAGCCCCCAGAUGAAAUGAUUGAAACUACCAACGAGUUGGGGAAGACAGAGCUUUUCUGCUCUAUUACUUGUUUCUCUUCUUACAGUAAAGCUAAGAUGACUUCUUCUACAGUAAAUGUUUCCAUGGUGCAUGAUGCUUCAAGAGAGCUCCCUUCUCCAAAGGAGGCUACAACUCCAGUUAUAAGCAAUAUAGUAUCAUUGGCAGAUACUCAGGUUGCCCUGCCCAUUGUGAACUCUGAUGUCGUACAAGAUACAGUUUCUUCAGUAACAGCAAAUGUUGCAGAUACUGCUAAGAGUUCACCCAGUGAAACAAGUAGUGGUGUUCCUAAUAGUGGUAUGGAACAAUCAAGCCCUUCACCAUCUUCAUCUGUACUCAGUCCACAUGUAGUUGGCUCUAGUUUAGUAGUACAAAAAGAUCAAGUGUCAAACCAGAACCCUAUACACGGUGUGAAAUCUGUGAAAAUAAGUGAUGGACCAAAAUUUACAUCCAAAGUACAAAAAUUUAAAGGUAAAUCACAAAGUAUUAAAAAAUCUUGGUGUUCAAAUUUUCAGCAUUUGGAAAACAGUACUAAAAAGGAUGUGACAUUCUGUUAUUCAUGCCAGUUGUUCUGCCAAAAAUCUCUUACCUGUGGAGGAGAGUCAUUUGCAGCCCAAGGAAUUUCUAAUUGGAAGAAAACACUGGAAAAAUUCAGAAAGCAUGAAAAAAGUGAAAUUCACUUGAAGUCGCUACAGUUUUGGAGAGAAUACCAGCUUUGUGAUGAAACUGGCAAUGAUAAUUUAUCUAUUAAUUCUAAACAGAUAGAAGGAAAUAAAAAAUACCUAAAACUUAUCAUUGAAAAUAUUUUAUUUUUUGGCAAGCAGUGUCUACCCUUAAGAGGAAAUGACCAAUCUGUUUCAUUGAUGAAUAAAGGCAAUUUUUUAGAGUUGUUAGAAAUCAGAGCAAAAGAUAAAGGAGAAGAAAUAUUUCGACUUAUGAAUUCACAAAUUGACUUCUAUAAUAGCACACAAAUUCAAAAUGAUAUUAUUGAAAUAAUAAAGACUGAAAUACUGCAAGAUAUUGUGAAUGAGAUCAAUGUCUCUUCAGCUUUUUCAAUAAUAUGUGAUGAAAUAACUGAUUGUGUCACUAAAGAACAGCUUUCAAUUUGUGUAAGAUACCCAUAUAAAACAGCAAAGGCUAUCUUAAUUAAAGAACGAUUCUUGGGUUUCAUAGAUGUUGAAGAGGUACCUGGGACCAAUUUACACAGGACUAUCAAAACUUACUUGCAGCAAAUUGGAGUUGAUUUGAAUAAAAUACGUGGCCAAGCUUAUGACAGUACCACUAACUUGAGGGGGAAAUUUAACAAAAUUGCAGCAGAAUUCAAAAAAGAAGAGCCAAGAGCUUUAUACGUACAUUGUUAUGCACAUUUUUUGGAUUUAACAGUAGUUAGGUUUUGUAAAGAAGUAAAAGAACUUCGCAGUGCUUUAAAUACACUCACUUACUUGUUUAAUACUAUUCAUAUGUCUGGGGAAAUGUCUGCAAAUUUUCAAAAGAUUUGUAAGCUAAAUCAAAACAAAACAUGCAAGAAACAUAUAUCACAAUCUUGUUGGACAGUCCAUGAUCGUACAUUACUUUCUGUGAUUGAGGGUCUUCCAGAGAUCAUUGAAACACUAGAAGUUGUAUCGAGCCACUCUUCAAAUACAAGUUUGGCUGAUGAACUGAGUGAUUUGUUGGCAAUGAUUUCCAAAUUUGAGUUUAUCUUUUGUUUAAAAUUUCUUUAUCGAGUGCUAAGUGUUACAGGAAUUCUUUCCAAAGAACUUCAAAGUGAAACCAUAGAUAUUUUUUCAUUAUCUUCAAAAAUAGAAGCAAUUUUGGAAUGUUUAGCAUCUGAAAGAAAUGACAUCUGUUUCAAAACUAUCUGGGAUGGAACAGAGGAAAUCUGUCAAAAAAUAACCUCUAAAGGUUUUGAAGUUGAAAGACCUUCUUCUCAGAAAAGAAGAAAAAUUCAGAAGUCGCUAGAACUUGGCAAUUCAGAUAAUAUGUUUUUUCCUACUUCAACAGAAGAACUAUAUAAAGUUAGUAUUUAUCACCAAGGAUUGGAUAGUGUAUUACAAAAUUUAAAACUAUGUUUUUCAGAGUUUGAUUACUGCAAAAUGAAGCAGAUUUCAGAACUAUUAUUUAAAUGGAAUGAGCCAUUAAGUGAAACAACAGCCAAACAUGUUCAAGAAUUUUAUAAGCUUGAUGCAGACAUUAUCCCAGAACUUAGAUUUUACCGACAGUAUGCUAAGCUCAAUUUUGUUAUGGAUUAUGAUUGUAUUAACUUCAUCAAUCUUGGCUAUUUGUUUAUUCAACAUGGUCUUCACAAUAAUAUUCCUUGCAUAUCAAAACUAUUAUAUAUUGCUUUGUCUUGGCCAAUUACUUCAGCAAGCGCUGAAAACUUAUUCUCUACACUGCCUCGUCUUAAGACAUAUUUAUGUCAUACCAUGGGACAACAGAAGCUUAGUGGCCUGGCCCUAAUGGCUGUUGAACAGGAAUUGGUAAAUAAACUGAUGGAGCCAGAAAGACUCAGUGGAAUCGUGGAAAAAUUUAUCCAUCCAAUGAAAGAAAUCUAGUGCUUGCCAAUUUGAAUUUACCUGAAAGAAAUUUGUACCCAGUUGUUACAGUCUUUAUUUCAAAUUUUGCCUCUUAAGAAAAAAUUUUUUCAACGUAACCUUUAACAUUCACUUUCUUCAAAAUUCAGAAAACAUGGAAUGAUACAUAAUGAAAAGUCUCCUUUUUUUAAGACGUACUUACUCCUCACUCAAGUAUUAUCUGUUUCUUAAAUACCCUUUUGGAAGUAUUUUUCAUAAAUGAUAGUGUAUAAUGCACACUGUUCUUUGACUUACCUUUUCCAUAACAGGAUUAUUUUUGACAUUGUUCAAAUGUAUCAGUACAUAUACUGCUUUGAUUCUUUUUCACAGUUGCAUACAAUUCAUUGUACAGAUACAGUAUAAUAUAUUUGCACAGUCCCUGCUGACAUUUUCAUUCUUUAGAUACUAUAAGUCAUAUUGCACAUGAUUGAUUUAGUGCAAGAUAAAAUUUUAAAUUGGAAUUGCUUUAUCAUAUUUUUGCAUUUUUAUUUCCCAUAAAUAUUGGCAAAUUGCUUUCUAUAGAUUAUGUUAAUUUAUAGCCCCACCAACAAUGUAUGAGAGCACCUGUUUUCUUGCAUCUUUAUAAACAGACAUUCUGAUAUUUGCCAACCUGUUAUUUGAAUAAUAGCAUUUUAAUCUCUGCAUCAUUUAAAUUUACCUAAAUAUAAGUUUGGAUUUCUGUGAGCUGUUUGUAUUUCCUUUUCCUUUUGAACCAUUGAAUUUAAACAUUAAAACUUUAAAUAUAGUGCGGUGUGUUUGGUUCACACUAAGAAUUCUUAAUCUAUUUCAUGAAAAUUGAUUAUUUUUCAAGUAACCUCAAAAGAAAAAGUUUUGUUAUAAAAGUUUAGAUAAUGAAGGAAAUAGGUUCCUCAAAGAUUUAAAAGAAUUUAGUGGAAGAAAAUUUGUAUCUGCAUUUUUUUUUUUAAAGAAAUAUUUCUCUGGCACUUGUCCUUACUGUUUCUUUCUCUUAGCAAUUUUUGUAAUUGUAACU
This is a messenger RNA of Condylura cristata (star-nosed mole), 4561 nucleotides long. It is a transcript of the gene ZMYM1, whose product is annotated as zinc finger, MYM-type 1. The record is from RefSeq and is a predicted model, not a curated record. Gene Ontology annotation, molecular function: zinc ion binding; protein dimerization activity. Lineage: Eukaryota; Metazoa; Chordata; Mammalia; Eulipotyphla; Talpidae. Bases 115 to 3552 code for a protein of 1145 amino acids. The transcript is spliced from 10 exons.